CAUGAAACUAUCGCCACGGUUCCUGUUAACCAGUACAACGACUCUACGGCACUUUCACGAUUCUCGCCUCCUCCUUUUUCAGAAGUGCCCGAGGUCACUCAACCUACGCAAAUCCUUGACACUCCCAUCGCCGCACGUACGGAUCCGAACUCCAUCGUCCAAGUCGCCGCUUCUUCUCCGCUCCACUAUGCGCAGCCUUCGUCCUCUCCUCCCUCAAAAUUGUCCAUGGCCGGAAUAGCUCCGCCUGGUACGAUUUUCCGUCCUCCUCCCCGGGCACGGCCUACGGCCAAGGCCAGCUUCGAUGACGAUCCACCCGUCGCCGACUCGUCCGAGGAUGAGCUGUCCAAGGCCGACAUAAAACCGUCAUCCUUCUCGAGGCGUCGCAUAGCGGAUAUUGCGGGGGAUCAAGCUCCUUCUGCUUUCAAGCAGAUCAUGUCACAGUUUGAGUUUAAAGGAUCGGGUUCACAAAAGCGACCAGCGGAUGAUUCGGCGAGCGCAUAUGCGGCAGGUCGAAGGAGGCCACAACAACCGCCGCGCCAGCAAGGACCCGCGCGCGCUCAACCUGUGGAAAUUACCAUGGAUGACAUUCCGGACUUUGAGCUUCAGCAAAAGGUUAAGCGGAUGCAAGCCGUCUAUCCGCAUGUUUCCAUUACCACUCACUACAAUGCGCUUCUCACUAAGAAAGGGAACUUUGAUGAUGCUAUGGUGUACGUGUGUGAGUUGGAGGACAAGGAACAGGCUUCGAAAGUAAAGAACACCAUUGAUCUCACGUCCGACGACGACAAACCACAGCCAAUCAAGCCCAAGAACAUUGCCAAGAGGGAGGUUAAGACGACCAAAUCUAUCCAAGACAAGUGGGGCUCCACGCAAACUGCGAAGCGUGACGUUGCGCCUAGCAAGUCUAUCCAAGAGAAAUGGUCUGCUAAGCAGCCACAACGUCUUUCUGAUUUUGUGGAGGACCGUUCUUCUCCGGUAGAGAGUUCACCACCAAAGACACGUAGGCGACUUGUUCAGGGUCGUAAGUCUGCGGCACCUUUGACUUCAGAGCCCGGUAGUCCCGAGAAGCCGGUAGUGAAGCCUGCGGCAAGGAAGCCUAUCACUAUAGAAUCUGACGAUGAGUCUGAUCCUGGUGUUGAAACCGCAGAGGAAGAGGAAGAGGAAGAUCUUGAACUUGAGGGGAACCUCUUGAACUUUCUCAAUACGUGUCCUGCCAAAGAAUUGGCAGAUAUUUCUAACCAGACCAUUGAAAUUGCCGAAGGAAUCAUUGCACGCAGGCCGUUCAAGAACCUAGACCAAGUCCGGAGAAUCGACCUCAACCCACCGACUGCAACCACGAAAGCUGGGAAAAAGAAGACGACCAGGAAGCCUAUUGGAGAAAAGGUCAUGGAUAUAUGCGAGGAGAUGUGGACUGGUUACGAAGCUAUUGAUGAGCUCGUGGCUCAUUGCAAUGGUCUGGCAAAGCCUCUAGCCGCAGAGAUGAAGAGAUGGGGCAUAAAUGUGUCUGGUGCGGCAAAAGAGGGUGGCGAGUUAAACCUUUUGAGUCUGGAAGAGGCGAAGAGCGAAAAAGACAGUGGAAUUGGCACACCGAGCUCGUCUGCAGCCUUGGAUGAAGAAGAGGAUGGCGAUAUCAAGAUCACCACGAGGAAGCCGCAGUUCCUACAGAAGCCAUCGGUCAUGGCCGUCAGUCUGAUUUUGAAGGACUAUCAGAUUGUGGGACUGAAUUGGUUGAAUCUCUUGUGGUCAAAGAAGCUAAGCUGUAUUCUGGCGGAUGACAUGGGUCUGGGCAAGACCUGCCAAGUUAUUUCUUUCCUGUCACACCUGUACGAAACCGGCGCUUCCGACCGUCCGCACUUGGUCAUUGUUCCCGGAUCAACCUUGGAAAACUGGCUGAGAGAGUUUAAAUCAUUCUCGCCCAAGCUGGUUGUUGAGCCUUACUAUGGCUCUCAGAAGGAAAGAGAAGAGCUCAGGAUGAACAUUGAAGAGAACAUUGACAACAUCAAUGUGAUUGUCACUACCUACGACACGGCGUGUAGGAACAGUGCCGACAACAAGUUCCUUCGCAAUCUCAAGCCUACUGUCUGCGUUUAUGACGAGGCCCACGUGCUGCGCAACAGCGAAUCCAAGCGCUACAACGAGUUGAUGCGUAUCCCUGCCGAGUUUAGGCUUUUGUUGACCGGAACUCCGCUGCAGAACAAUUUGCAGGAGUUGGUUUCUCUGCUGGCGUUCUUGAUGCCCAACAUAUUCAAGGAACAAAAGGAGAAUCUUCAGUACAUUUUCAAAAACAAGGCCAAGACAACCGACGCUAAUCACGCCGCGCUUCUUUCGAAACAACGCAUCGAACGUGCUAGGAUCAUGAUGACGCCCUUUAUUCUGCGUCGGAAGAAGCAGCAGGUGCUCAAACACCUUCCGCCAAAGACGUGUAGAGUUGAAUACUGCGAUCUGGUACCGAGCCAGAAAGCAAUCUACGAGGGGCAUCUAGAAAGACAACGAAAGGUUUUGGAGGACAGGUUGGCGGGUAGGCCCAACCAGGAGCAUGCCAACGUUAUGAUGAAGCUUCGCCAGGCCGCCAUUCAUCCGCUGCUCUUCCGGCGCAUCUACGACGAUGAAAAGCUUCGCAAGAUGGUCCGUCUGUACGUCAAGGAGUUUCCCGACCGCGAUCCGGACCUUGUCUACGAAGAUCUCGAGUGGCGAAACGAUUUCGACAUUAGCAAGAUAUGCGAAGACGUGCCAUCGGUGCUAGGCAAAUACGUGCUCAAGGACGAAGAAUGGAUGGACUCUGGCAAAGUGAAGAAGCUAGUCGAGCUACUGCAAGGGUUCCAGGCCAACGGCGACCGCGCGCUCAUCUUCUCGCAAUUCACGAUGGUGAUGGACGUGUUGGAAGCGGUGCUCAACACGAUCGACAUGCCCUUUUUCCGAAUGGACGGCGGCACGCCCAUCGCCAAGCGCCAAGACAUGCUAGACGAGUUCUACCGCGACACCAGCAUCCCGGUCUUCAUGCUGUCGACGCGCAGCGGCGGCGCGGGCAUCAACCUGGCGUGCGCGAACAAGGUCAUCAUUUUCGACUCGAGCUUCAAUCCGCAGGACGACAUCCAGGCGGAGAACCGCGCGCACCGCGUGGGCCAGAAGCGGGCAGUUGACGUGGUGCGUCUGGUCACGCGCGGCACGAUCGAAGAGCAGAUCCAUGCGCUGGGCGAGAGUAAACUCGCGCUGGAUGAGCGCGUCGCCGGUGCUGCUGGCGGAGGGGAGGCGGAGGAGAGCGCGAAGAAGGAGAAGGAGGGCGGUGCGUUGUCGAAGGCGGAGGAGGAGGGCGUGGAUUUGGUGGAGAGGAUGAUGCUGGAGGAUUUGAAG
This is a messenger RNA of Aplosporella prunicola CBS 121167, 3348 nucleotides long. RefSeq lists its product as uncharacterized. NCBI's taxonomy places the organism in Eukaryota, Fungi, Ascomycota, Dothideomycetes, Botryosphaeriales, Aplosporellaceae. The annotation marks the transcript as partial. Gene Ontology annotation, molecular function: ATP binding; ATP-dependent chromatin remodeler activity; chromatin binding. The record is from RefSeq and is a predicted model, not a curated record. Gene Ontology annotation, cellular component: nucleus. The transcript has a single exon.